Messenger RNA from Folsomia candida, 1722 nucleotides. Its product is annotated as NIF3-like protein 1. The record is from RefSeq and is a predicted model, not a curated record. The transcript is spliced from 8 exons. The coding region runs from base 284 to 1351 and encodes 355 amino acids. Lineage: Eukaryota; Metazoa; Arthropoda; Collembola; Entomobryomorpha; Isotomidae. Gene Ontology annotation, cellular component: cytoplasm; mitochondrion.
GAAUAUAUAAAUCGACAGCCGGUUACGGAUUAUUUUGUCAAUUCAUUUCUGUAAUUCGUGAGACGCCUCUAACCAUAAGCCUAAGGGCAGAUAAUUUGAUUAUUCACAAAAGGACAAAAAACACCCAAAAUUACCUGCAGAGCAAAAUAUCUACGCAAACAAGAGGUUUUGCAGUCCAAAUUGGAUUGUACUUCUAGACUAAUUUUUCUGUAAAUUAUUUCCUGCAAAGUGCUAAACACUGGCAACCUCGGUAUCAACAAUUAUUCCUCUGACCAUCCGUGCAAUGGCGCAGUCCUUGGCGUCAGUUGAAUCAGCCCUAAACUGGUGGUUAAAGCCUAAAGUAUUUGGUGAAAGCUGGGACAAUAUUGGUCUUCUAGUCGGUUCUGGAAAGUUUACCAAAGAUGAAAAAAUCAUAACAGGUAUAUUGGUAUGCAACGAUCUUAAACCCGCUGUCGUGGAAGAAGCUAUUGCCAACAAUGCCAAUUUAGUGAUAUCAUAUCAUCCUCCAAUAUUUUCUGGCAUGAAAAGUAUUGCCUACGGGUCAUGGAAGGAACAAAUAAUUGCAAAGUGCUUGGCCUACGACAUUUCUGUCUAUUCGCCUCAUACAACUUUGGACGCAGUAGGUGGAGGAAUUAACGACGCAGUUAUUCAGGCGUUAGCGGAAUUUGGGUCUUCAGACGCACCGUUAAACUCGAAAGCUAUUAUCCCUUCGCCUAUUUUGGACACACCAAAAACAGGGCUUUUAUACACCUCUACCUUUGAUAAUGUGUCAACUCUAUGCCGCCUACUAUCAGCAAAUUCGUAUCCGGAUGUUGCAAUUUCAAUUGAUACAAAUUCCAGCAAAGGAACUGCUAGCGUCAAAUUUUAUUCUAAAUUGGAAUCAUCUUUAGGAAUGUCUGAGAUUAAGAAGAUUGCUUCAGCUACAGAAAUAUCUGAUUUCAGCAACCCUAACGAAGCACCUCCUCUCGCUUUCGGUGCUGGACGAUUUGUAUCCUUUGCCAAACCGAUUGAUUUCGAUAGAGUGGUUAAAGCCAUUAAACUUGGAUUGCAAUUGGACUAUGUGCAAGUAGCUUUUGCCGGAAAGUCUGAGGUCAACACAGUUGCAGUGUGUGUUGGAUCGGGAGGUUCAUUGUUAAAAGAUGUUGCUGCCGAUAUGUUUAUCACUGGAGAAAUGAGCCAUCAUGCCAUACUGGAUUCUACCUUCGGAGGAACAUCUGUAAUUUUGUGUAAUCAUUGCACUUCUGAAAGGCAUUAUUUACCACAGUUGGCAUCCAUUGUUAAACUGUUGACGAACAUCGACCACGUUAUCGUUUCACGACAAGACAGCAGCCCUCUUUCACUUUCCAACUAAAUUAUGUAUUCCACAGGCUGACAUCAGUAAUAAGUUUUAACUUUGCAUUAAUUUAUCUUGAAGUUUCUCAAUUUUCAUUUGAAUUAUAAUGUUGAAUUAUAUACCUAUUGUACCCUGUGGUUAUCUGCCUUGUGUGUGCAGUUGUGAUAAUUUUUUUUCGUAUAUCGACAUGUAUAAUUUUUUUGAAUGUCAAAUCAGAAUAUUUUAAUCGAAUCAACUUAAUUUCUGUUUUGCCUUGAUUUUGAUCUUCAUGCUAAUUGGUGCAAGAUGGUGCAACGAUAUAAUUAUUCGAUUAACAAUAUGAAUUCAAAUCACGGUCUGCCAUCUGUAUCGCAUUUCAUACGAAAAGAAUAAAUUUUCCAUGAUGCAAA